AGGCGCGGCUUUUGGCGACUUGGUGUUCCUUCUUUACUAACAAGUGACUACAUUCUAUUUAUCCACACGCGAGCACCUGGCAACACUAUCAAUGUUUUCCUUUAGCUAAAGUCGUUUUUAACACGUGCGGAACUAUUGCGAGUUGAAGUUUGUUUUUCUUACUAAAACUCGGGAGUACGGUACUUGACUUUCUAAGAUAUUAGAUUUCAUAAAAUGGGUAAAAAGACUAAAGUAGGAAAAAGUCGUAAAGAUAAAUUUUAUCAGUUAGCCAAAGAAACUGGUUUCCGUUCACGUGCCGCUUUUAAGCUAAUCCAGUUGAAUCGAAAAUUUAGUUUUUUACAACAAUCGCAAGUAUGUAUCGAUUUGUGUGCAGCUCCGGGUGGUUGGAUGCAGGUCGCAAAACAAAACAUGCCGGUAUCCAGCAUAGUGAUCGGUGUAGAUUUGUAUCCCAUACGACCUAUAGCGGGAUGUCUCAGUUUAGUGGAAGAUAUUACCACCGAUAAAUGUCGCCAGUCAUUGAGCAAGGAGUUGAAGACAUGGAAAGCUGAUGUCGUUUUACAUGACGGAGCUCCUAAUGUUGGACGCAAUUGGUUGCAUGACGCCUAUCAACAAAUCAGUUUGACGUUAAUGGCUUUGAAAUUGGGUACAGAAUUUUUACGUGGUGGCGGUUGGUUUGUGACAAAAGUCUUUCGUUCCAAGGAUUAUAACGCAUUGUUGUGGGUAUUAAAACAAUUAUUUAAAAAGGUUCACGCCACUAAACCUAGUGCCUCCCGUAAAGAAUCGGCUGAGAUAUUUGUUGUGUGUCAACACUAUUUGGCUCCGGAUCGAAUUGAUCCCCGUUUGUUAGAUCCAAAAUAUGUUUUUGAAGAACUAAGUUUAGAAGGAAAUAAAAAAGUUAGUUUACUUCACCCGGAGAGACAAAAACGUAUCAAAGCAGAAGGCUAUACCGAAAAAGAUAUUGCUCUUAGAAACGAUAUCAGCGCCACCGAAUUUAUGAAAGCUGAGAGUGGUUUGGCCGCUUUACUAGAUAUUGGUUCAAUACGCAUCGACGAUGAACGCAUAGCUAAACACCCGAAGACAACCGCGGAAAUAUUAGAAUGUUGUCGGGAUAUAAAAGUGUUAGGUCGCAAGGAUAUCAAGGGAAUUUUGGCUUGGUGGAAAGCUGUUAAGGAAGAUCUUUUUAAAACAAAUAAAGAAGAGGAGGCUGCUCUAAUUGAAGAAGAAGUUACAAAAGAACCUUUAACUCAAGAUGAGAUCGAAAACAUGGAGGAUGCUGAAUUGCAAAAACAAAUUGUCGAACUGGCAGAAGAAGAACGAAAAGAUAUGAAACGGAAACGUAAAAAGACUCUAAAAACGAAAGCUAAACUGCAAGAAAAAAUGAAUCUUAAAAUGGUGAUCAAAGGUGAUGACGGACCUAGGGAGGAGGGCGAACAGGAGGUGUUUGAUUUAAAAACUGUGAGAACUCAAGAAGAGCUAGAUGAAAUGUUAGAUGUUGCACCCGAUUUUGGUGUAGAAGAACACGUGGAAAUUCCGAAGUUGCCCAAAUAUAAAGCUUAUCAAAAAGACGACAAACGUUUAGACGAUGAUGGCAAUUAUGAGAACGAUGAUGAGCCUGAAAUAUCUGUAGACGAAGAAAGUGAGAACGAUUAUGACAAAGAAGGGCUAGGCUUAAGCGAUAAUGAUCAGUCAUCCAAAUUCGACAAAAAGACGAAAAUUAAUAAAAAGAAAUUAGCUGAUCAUCCUCUAAUUAAAUCGGGUGACUUCCGGGACAAAGACACUAAGCGUCAGCACCGAGUGCAAUUAUGGUACGAGAAAGGAAACUUACAGAAAAUUGAUAGUGAAGACGAUGAAGACUACGAUUUGGAUCGGUUGGCCAAUGAAUAUAAAAGCAGGGGUGUUAAUAUAUUGGGUGAAAAAGUUGAAAAUAGUAACAAAAAUGACGCUGUCGCUUUGGGGAAGAAAGCUAGGCGCAAAGCUCGUCAUACAGCUACGAAAUCAUCGUCUGAAACCUCCAGUGAUUCUGAAGAAGAAGAGAACGCUAUAACCGCGGAUGACGAAAAUAAGGAACCAAAACUAAAAAAGAUACGUCUUACAGAAGAAGAACUGGCGUUAGGAGCCAUGAUGAUGAAAGGCAAUAAAGCGCGACGUGAUUUAAUUGACGGGGCCUGGAAUCGAUAUGCUUUCAACGAUGAUAACUUGCCAAGCUGGUUUAUGCAAGACGAAGAGCUGCAUAUGAAGAAACAAUUGCCAGUUCCUAAAGAAAUGGCCGAAGAAUAUCAACGUAAAGUACAAGAGCUAAACGUAAGGCCAAUUAAAAAAGUCAUGGAAGCGAAGGCACGUAAACGCAGACGUGCAGUUAAACGAUUAGCAAAAGCCAAAAAACAGGCUGAAAAAAUUAUGGAAAAUGCUGAUGCUACUCCACAAGAGAAAGCUAAACAACUAAAGAAAAUAUACAAGAAGACGCAAGAAAAGAAAAAAGAAGUGACUUACGUGGUAGCUAAAAAACAUCAAGCCGGUAAGAGAGCUAAGCGACCACCUGGGAUUAAGGGCCGAUAUAAAAUAGUCGAUCCCAGGCAGAAAAAAGAUAAACGAGCCGCAGACGUUAAGGCUAGACGAGAUAAACGUAAGGGAAGAAAAUAGUGAUUUUCAAUAGCAAAGAAACUUAAAUGAAAUACAACAAAAAUUCUAUCCAAAUGUUGCAGUAAUCGAUUCAUAAGACAUAACAAGUUAACC
Molecule: messenger RNA, 2733 nt
Organism: Glossina fuscipes
Lineage: Eukaryota; Metazoa; Arthropoda; Insecta; Diptera; Glossinidae
Product: pre-rRNA 2'-O-ribose RNA methyltransferase FTSJ3
Exons: 3
Coding region: 214-2640 (808 amino acids)
Biological process (GO): maturation of LSU-rRNA from tricistronic rRNA transcript (SSU-rRNA, 5.8S rRNA, LSU-rRNA); rRNA methylation; maturation of 5.8S rRNA from tricistronic rRNA transcript (SSU-rRNA, 5.8S rRNA, LSU-rRNA)
Cellular component (GO): nucleus; preribosome, large subunit precursor; nucleolus
Molecular function (GO): rRNA (guanine) methyltransferase activity; rRNA (uridine-2'-O-ribose)-methyltransferase activity
Source: RefSeq, a predicted model, not a curated record